AUGCGAGUAUAUAAAUACGAAAUAUUCUACGCGUCUUGUUAUGCUGUUGCGUAUAACUGUUUCAAUUAUUGCUCUAAUACGAAUUUUGAACCUCCAAAAUCAUAUAUAACCCAAAUUGACACACCAACACAAGUAGGGGAACCACAACUUCACACUCACUUCGCCGCAUUUACCUCACUACUCUACUGUAGGGCUAUUUUCUCCCAACAAGGUUCAUUUUGGGGUAUGAUCUGUUUUGGUUUCAUUCUUACUUGUUGA
Messenger RNA from Lathyrus sativus (Indian pea), 258 nucleotides. NCBI's taxonomy places the organism in Eukaryota, Viridiplantae, Streptophyta, Magnoliopsida, Fabales, Fabaceae. The record is from the annotation of a GenBank genome assembly.